CAUUGCAUCCAUUCUGGUUACCCUACUGUACACACUGCCUGCCUCCGUGCCAGCGCCGAGUACACCCUUGGCACACUUACAUCUCUUUCAAGCCUUGCCCUGCUUUGGAUUAGGUGGCUGUAUCCGUCCCGUGGAUUCCUGUAUGUCCACUAAGGGCAGAAAAUGCAAGGAGCUGCCCACUGCCAGGGUCAGCUUUCCGGACUUGGGCGAGCGUGGAGGAUGGCUGGCAAAAAACGGGGGGCAGUGGGCUCCGCUGCCCCAACCCAGGGGGGUCCUGGUUCUGCCUGCUGAGAGCAGUUCCUUUAUGGCUGGGGGAUCUCACAGUGACAGCUACCACUUUCACUCUUUAGCAGGUGAAGGGAGCCCGUCCAUGAGGCGUGUUACGAUGAUGAGAGAAAAGGGAAGAAGGCAGGCUGUUCGAGGCCCAGCAUUCAUGUUCAACAACAGAGGUCCAAACCUGACUCCAGAGGAGGAGCGUUUUCUGGAUGCUGCUGAGUACGGAAACAUCCCCGUGGUCCGAAAGAUGCUAGAGGAGUCAAAGACCUUGAAUGUAAACUGUGUAGACUACAUGGGUCAAAAUGCCCUCCAGUUAGCAGUGGGGAAUGAACAUUUAGAAGUGACAGAGCUUUUGCUCAAGAAAGAGAACUUGGCACGUAUUGGAGAUGCUCUGCUUCUUGCAAUCAGCAAAGGAUAUGUUAGGAUAGUGGAGGCCAUCUUGAACCAUUCAGCUUUUGCAGCUAGCAAAAGACUCACCCUUAGCCCCUGUGAGCAGGAGCUUCAGGAUGAUGACUUUUAUUCAUACGAUGAAGAUGGCACCAGGUUUUCCCCAGACAUCACCCCCAUCAUUCUUGCUGCUCAUUGUCAGAAAUACGAAGUUGUGCAUAUGCUGUUAAUAAAAGGUGCCAAGAUCGAAAGGCCCCAUGAUUAUUUCUGCAAGUGCAACGACUGCACUGAAAAACAGAAGCAUGACUCAUUUAGCCACUCAAGGUCAAGGAUAAAUGCCUACAAAGGAUUGGCAAGUCCAGCCUACUUGUCACUUUCCAGUGAAGAUCCGGUACACACAGCAUUAGAGUUAAGCAAUGAGCUUGCUAAGCUGGCUAACAUUGAAAAAGAAUUCAAGAAUGAUUAUCGCAAGCUGUCUAUGCAAUGCAAAGAUUUUGUGGUUGGUGUCCUUGACCUGUGCCGGGACUCGGAAGAAGUGGAGGCAAUUUUGAAUGGAGAUGUAGAUGCUGAGCCUGUGGACUCUCAUAGACCUUCUCUUAGCAGAGUGAAGCUGGCCAUUAAAUAUGAAGUAAAGAAGUUUGUGGCACAUCCUAAUUGCCAGCAACAGCUAUUAACUAUCUGGUAUGAAAAUCUCUCAGGAUUACGAGAACAGCCGAUCGCUAUCAAGUGUUUGGUUGUGCUGAUUGUUGCCCUUGGUCUCCCGUUCCUUGCUGUUGGCUAUUGGAUAGCACCAUGUAGCCGGCUCGGCAAAGUUCUUCGUAGCCCCUUUAUGAAAUUUGUAGCUCACGCGGCAUCGUUCAUCAUCUUCCUGUGUCUGUUAGUGUUCAAUGCAUCUGACCGGUUCGAGGGCAUUAAAACACUACCGAACAUCACUGUCAUUGAAUAUCCAAAGCAAAUCUUCAGAGUAAAAACGACAAGGUUCACUUGGACAGAGAUGCUCAUAAUGGUGUGGGUUGUAGGAAUGAUGUGGUCAGAGUGCAAGGAGCUCUGGCUAGAAGGCCCAAGAGAAUACAUUCUGCAGCUAUGGAAUGUGCUGGAUUUUGGGAUGCUAUCUAUUUUUAUUGCAGCUUUUACUGCCAGGCUUCUUGCCUUUAUGCAAGCCACCAAAGCCCAACAAUAUGUGGACAAAAACAUCCAAGAGAGCGACCUUUCAUUGGUCACACUUCCACCGGAAAUUGAGUAUUUCACCUACGCUAGAGACAAAUGGCUCCCGUCCGAUCCACAAAUUAUAUCUGAAGGUCUAUAUGCUAUUGCCGUAGUCCUCAGCUUCUCUCGCAUUGCCUAUAUCCUCCCAGCCAAUGAGAGCUUCGGACCACUGCAAAUAUCUCUUGGCAGAACCGUCAAAGACAUUUUUAAGUUCAUGGUUCUCUUUAUCAUGGUAUUUCUUGCAUUCAUGAUUGGGAUGUUUAUCCUGUAUUCCUACUAUCUUGGGGCUAAAGUGAAUUCUGCUUUCACAACAGUUGAAGAAAGUUUCAAAACUUUGUUCUGGUCCAUAUUUGGCCUCUCUGAAGUAACCUCUGUGGUUCUAAAAUAUGACCACAAGUUCAUCGAGAACAUUGGUUAUGUCCUUUAUGGAAUCUACAACGUCACUAUGGUGGUUGUUCUUCUAAACAUGUUAAUAGCCAUGAUUAACAGCUCCUAUCAAGAAAUAGAGGAUGACAGUGAUGUUGAGUGGAAAUUUGCCAGAUCCAAGCUUUGGUUAUCUUACUUUGAUGAAGGUAAAACAUUGCCUCCACCUUACAGCGUUGUACCAAGCCCCAAAUCAUUUGUAUACCUUAUCUUGAGGAUCUUCAACUUCCUCAAGUGCAGGACAAGAAGACUUCAAAAGGACAUUGAAAUUGGAAUGGCCGAUUCUAAGUCCCGGUUGAAUCUGUUUUCUCAGUCUAAUGCAAAGGCUUUCGAGUCACUGGGUUUUAAUAGUAUUCUUAAUCAACCAUCUCGCUAUCAGCAAAUAAUGAAAAGGCUGAUAAAGAGAUAUGUCUUGAGAGCACAAGUAGACCGAGAAAAUGAUGAAGUAAAUGAAGGCGAAUUAAAAGAAAUAAAGCAAGAUAUCUCUAGUCUCCGAUAUGAACUUCUAGAAGACAAGUCGCAAGCCACAGAAGAAUUGUCUGCCUUGAUUCACAAAUUGAGUGAAAAGCUUAAUACCAACAUAUCGCGUUGCGAAUGAAACGGAUUUCCUAGAAGUGCAUAUGAUGGCAAUAAAACAAAAAACAGCAUCUGAUACUUGAAAAAUAAAAAUGUCUGGUAAACUUAUAGCACAUUAUAUAUAUAUAUUUGUCAUUGGGGAUUUUCACUUUUCCUUGAUUAUCUGUAUUGACUUUCAGCUUCAGGAGGAAAAUAGAAUUUUUUGCCAGUA
Molecule: messenger RNA, 3079 nt
Organism: Spea bombifrons (plains spadefoot toad)
Lineage: Eukaryota; Metazoa; Chordata; Amphibia; Anura; Pelobatidae
Gene: TRPC3
Product: transient receptor potential cation channel subfamily C member 3
Exons: 12
Coding region: 143-2890 (915 amino acids)
Biological process (GO): manganese ion transport; calcium ion transmembrane transport; regulation of cytosolic calcium ion concentration
Cellular component (GO): membrane; cation channel complex
Molecular function (GO): protein binding; store-operated calcium channel activity; inositol 1,4,5 trisphosphate binding
Source: RefSeq, a predicted model, not a curated record